AUGUGUAACAUCCACUUUGAACUAUCCAGUUUAUGGCCACUUCUCUAUGGUACUAGUUGUUGCUUCAUUGAAUUUGCUUCAUUAAUAGGAUCACGAUUUGACUUUGAUCGUUAUGGACUGGUACCACGGUCGAGUCCUAGGCAGGCAGACCUUAUUUUAACAGCGGGCACCGUAACUAUGAAAAUGGCUCCUUCUUUAGUUCGAUUAUAUGAGCAAAUGCCCGAACCAAAAUAUGUUAUUGCUAUGGGAGCCUGUACAAUUACAGGAGGGAUGUUCAGUACCGAUUCUUAUAGUACUGUUCGGGGCGUGGAUAAACUAAUUCCUGUGGAUGUCUAUUUGCCAGGCUGUCCACCUAAACCGGAAGCCGUUAUAGAUGCUAUAACAAAACUUCGUAAGAAAAUAUCUCGAGAAAUCUAUGAAGAUCUAAUUUGUUAUCAACGAGAGAAUAGGUCACCAGGAGGACUAUUAGCUAGUGUCUAUCAUCUUACGAGAAUAGAGUAUAGUCUAGAUCAACCCGAAGAGGUAUGCAUAAAAGUAUUUGUCCCAAGGCAAAAUCCGAGAAUUCCUUCUAUUUUCUGGGUUUGGAAAAGUGCUGAUUUUCAAGAAAGGGAAUCUUAUGAUAUGUUAGGAAUCUCUUAUGAUAAUCAUCCGCGUCUGAAACGUAUUUUAAUGCCCGAAAGUUGGAUAGGAUGGCCUUUGCGUAAAGAUUAUAUCGCCCCCAAUUUUUAUGAAAUACAGGAUGCUCACUAA
Medicago truncatula (barrel medic) is the source of this 750-nucleotide messenger RNA. Its product is annotated as NAD(P)H-quinone oxidoreductase subunit K, chloroplastic. Gene Ontology annotation, molecular function: 4 iron, 4 sulfur cluster binding; quinone binding; NADH dehydrogenase (ubiquinone) activity. The record is from RefSeq and is a predicted model, not a curated record. Gene Ontology annotation, biological process: aerobic respiration; electron transport coupled proton transport. Lineage: Eukaryota; Viridiplantae; Streptophyta; Magnoliopsida; Fabales; Fabaceae. The transcript is spliced from 3 exons. Gene Ontology annotation, cellular component: respiratory chain complex I. The coding region runs from base 1 to 750 and encodes 249 amino acids.